UUCCGCCAUUAAUGCCGUAGCGUCUCCCGGAGCCUACGCACGCUGCCGCUCCCCCGGCGCCACGCCCCCUGCUCCUAGACCUCCUCUCUGCGCAGCCGCAAUCGCGAGUGGGCGGUCCGCUACCCUCUCUGCACGUCUGGAAAUGCCUGGUAAUUCUGCCGCGGAGCCCCCGGAAGGUGACAUUGCACUGAAUGGAAUUCUCGACUGGGCAUCUCGCCUAGGUUCCUGGGCAAAAAACUGGUCCUAUUUGAUUCGUACCGGCCACCGUCUAGACCUUCCUGGAUUUGGACUUUGUUAGAGUUGGAGAGGCCGGCCAUUUAACUUUUGAGAGUUGUAGAUUUUGUAUGUGUUUUAACCUUACAAAUAGACUCCGGUUGUCAGUCGAGCCACGCUAUCCCUCUCCGUGAAAUACGAAGAACGAAUACGCCCCGUGGUCGUCACGUGACGCCAGGGUCCAGCGUAUCCUCUCCCGGCAACCGUCCUAGAGACCGACGCCGCUGUCUGCAACAUGAACGUCAUCUACCCGCUGGCGGUGCCUAAGGGGCGCCGGCUCUGCUGUGAGGUGUGCGAAGCCCCGGCCGAGCGGGUGUGCACGGCCUGCACAGUCACUUACUACUGUGGUGUAGUGCACCAAAGAGCUGACUGGGGCAGCAUCCAUGAGAAGAUAUGUCAGCUCCUGAUUCCUCUGCGCACUUCCAUGCCCUUCUACAAUUCGGAGGAAGAACGGCAGCAUGGUCUGCAACAGCUGCAGCAGCGACAGAAGCAUUUGAUUGAAUUCUGCUACACUGUAGCCCAGAAAUAUCUCUUUGAAGGAAAACAUGAAGAAGCUGUCCCAGCAGCUUUACAUUCUCUUCGCUUCCGUAUGAAUGUAUAUGGCCUGAGUUCAGUAGAGCUUGUGCCUGCUUACCUGCUGUUGUCCGAGGCUAGCCUUGGUCUGGGUCGGAUUGUCCAGGCUGAGGAAUAUCUAUCCCAAGCCCAGUGGACAGUCCUCAAAUCAACUGAGUGCUGCGCUGCCAUCCACUCUUUAUUACAUCGGAACCUAGGGCUUCUCUACAUGGCUAAGGAAAACUACGAGGAAGCCCGUUAUCAUCUGGCUAAUGAUAUAUAUUUUGCCAGUACUGCAUUUGGGACAGAGGACAUCAGGACCUCAGGAGGCUACUUCCACUUGGCCAAUAUCUUCCAUAAGCUUAACAAGUUGGACCUGGCAGACACGCUGUAUACCAAGGUCACUGAGAUCUGGUAUAAAUAUUUGAAUAAUCAUUACCAAGUCCUCUCACAUUCUCGGCUUCAACAAAUAGAUUUACUGGGCAAAAAAUUUGAGAACGACACUGGCUUAGAUGAAGCCCACGAAGCAGAAGCCAUUCGGAUCCUGACGUCAACUUUGAGCAUACGAGAAUCUACAUCUAACACAGACCCAGAGAAAACUGUCUUCAUUCUGAAAACCCUGGUCUUGCUUUACUACCUGAUGAUGAAUUAUUCAAAGGCCCAGGAAUACGCUAUGGCAGCCUUCACCCUCGCCAAAGAAAAGCUCAGUGUCCAUGAACAAAGCACCAUUCAAGAGUUAUUGAAUCUCCUCGCAGCCGAAGAAUCUCAUUCUCGGUGACCCAUGAGAUCCACGUUGGUGCUAUAGAAGGGACUAUUGAAAGUCUUAUAUACCCCAGCCUUGUACACUACUUUGAGGUACUAUCGGUUGCUGACAUUUCUACCCUCUUCCCCUAGAACUGUACACAUAGCUGUGGUUUUAUUCUUACAGAGCAUAUGUGAGGGCAAGUAGGAAUAGAAAGGCGUGGAAAUUAGUAAAACUAACUUUAUGGUGCUGAGAUGUUUGUCGUUUAUCAUGACCUUUGUACUUAGCGUCAUUGCUCAACUUUGAAUAAUAUGCUCUUAGAUCACUAAUAUGGUAAUUGUAAUUAAACUGCAAAUAAUUUGUCAUAUUUUCCUGAAGUCUCCCAGUGAUGCGUGUUUCAAAGGUCUUUGCCAAAGAAGGAGGUAAGGAAUGGAGCUAUACUGGAGCAACUUUUCUCUAUUCUGCUGGAAUUAAGUUAGCAUUAAUCUGAAGUAGAUUGUAAUUUUUAAAAAGGCCCAUUAUAAUUCUUAGAGCAAUCACUAGGAAAGUAACUCCAAAAAUAGUUUAAAAUCAAAAAAUUAAAAUGGUACACUAGGAAAUAUCCACUUAAUACAAACCAUACCAAAAAACCAAACCCUUUGCCAUCGAGUCAAUUCCGACUCAUAGCGAUCCUAUAGGACAGAGUAGAACUGCCCCAUAGGAGCGGCUAGUGGAUUCAAACUGCUGACCUAUUGGUUAGCAGCCGAGCUCUUAACCACUGUACCACCAGGACUCCAUCUUAAUACAAAAAAAAGACACCAGUAAAAGAGGAACCGAGGAACAAAAAGGACGUGAGACACAGGAAAAACCAAUAGCAAAAUUGCAGACUUGAGUCAUGGCUCUUUGCCAGAAGAGAUCCCUGGGCCUCACAAGGGGUCCAGGUAUCGUCUGGCUGAGAUACCAUUCCAGGCUAAUGUCUUUAUUUUCUCAAUGAUUUGAAGCAAACAUGAACCACAUGUACUGUCUAGAGGAGAAAGACUCUGAAAGGUGAUAUGAUACAGGGGAAAGAGUGCAGGACUUGGUUCAAAUCCCAGCUUUCUCUAACAUAAUAGCUUUGUGACCCUGAUCCCCCUAUACCCUCAUUCAUUACUGUUGUAAAAUGUUCCAGAUAUGGCCACAGCUAUAUCAACUCCUCCCAUUGUGAUGACUGUGGUCGUUUAGCACAUCCAUUUUAUCUCCCUUAGUUCCUCUCCAGACUCACCAAGCAGCCUACCAAUUAGCACUUGGCUUCCUGAGUAAAUCUGCACCCAGGGAGAGAGAUAUGCAGGUCUAGGGCCUGUGGAAGACAUACUGUAAAUUAAUUAGCUCAGACACAAUAAAAAGGUCAGAUUGGGUCCCCCUGUCCCUUCAACUCUUGGUAAAAUGAGCUGGAACCCCGUUUCCACACAUUUGGACAUUGUAACACUUUUCCAAGAUGACUAUGAAGUCCCUGGGGCUUACUUUUCUUCCAGCCAUCUUGCACUCCAGUUUCCAGUUUCAGUUGAAUCUUCAUUUGUCACUCUGCGUCUUGGAGCUGUUUCUUCAUCUUAGGCACACAGCUCCUUCUUGAUUCUCACCCUCCAACCAGAAAUAUGAAGCAACUGUUAAUGAAGACUGGGGGGGAUGGGUAUCAACAACUGUUCAGCAGAUAAUUUAAAGGAGAACAUUAGAACGUCUCUAUUUGAAAAAAGUCCUUAAAAUUUUUUUUCCCCCCUCUUCCUUUAAAGGGUAUUGUUGACGUUUGUUUUGUCUCUAUUUGAAAAAAGUCCUUAAAAUUUUUUUUCCCCCCUCUUCCUUUAAAGGGUAUUGUUGACGUUUGUUUUGUCAGGCAGUUCAGUUAACUUGUGGAUCAGUUAGAUUCAAGGCUUGUUUUUAAGCUUUAUAGGGUGAAUUUACAGCACUUUUACUCCCUGACUGUGGUUCUCAAAGUGAGGUUCAGGGUUCCCUGGAGCUCCCCAGGACCCUUUCAGGGGGUUCAGAAGGUCCCUCCUUUUCCAACUAUGUAUUUGUGUACAGGGCCAGAUUUUCUUCACAUACUUUAACCAAAACAACAUAUUACAACAGCUUGAAUGCAGAAUCAGAUAUGAAAAUCCAGCUGUCUUCCCUUAAACCAAACAUUAAAUAGAUUUGUAAAUAAUGUAAAACAAUGCCAUUCUUCUCACUAAACUUUUAUUUUGGGAAAUAUAGUUACUUUAGUAUAAAAAUAUGUUAUUUAUACUAAUGUGCGGUAGGUUUACUGUAUUUUUUUAAAAUAAAUCGAUUAAGUAUUUAAACAUUUCUAAGUUUAAUUUCUGAUAUGGUAACUAUUGAUAGCUGUAACCCACAUCAAAAAAAAGCUCUUUGGGGGUCCUCAGCAAUUUUUAAGAGUAUCAAGGGCUCCUAAAGCAAAAAGUAAGAACCACUGCUCUAGAUGUGACUCUUCUGUGUUCCCUACUGAUUGUUUGAUUGCCUCGCAUGUUCAGUGAGAUUUCUUUACUCGUACUGGAUGGAAUUAGAAUGUCUCUUAGUGUUUCAGAGUUAGAAGAUUGUUCAGCUUAUACCUCCCUGGCAGUUGUUCCUUGUUCAGCUUCAUGAAGUUUAACCCUGUGCAGGUACAGAUCAGCAUUCGGCCAAACCUUAAGGGGAUGCUUAUGCAGAUUUCUGGAGCUUUUUUUUUCUUCAUAGCUCCUGUUGACUGGUGCUCUGUCCUGCAUAGUUUAGCUGCUUCAACUUCCCCAAACUCCCAUUGUUAUCUCUUCAACUUAGGAAGACUUUCAUAUUCUGCUAGAGUUCCCCUUCCCUGUGCCAUGCCCUAAAAAGUGCCUUGAGGUAAAAAGCAAAGAUGAUCCUUUCUCUCACAGAUUACAGUCCUUCAGUACCUAACAUCCAAAUGUCUAAAAACAGUUGUGUCAUAUAAUUAGUCUAGUUUUAUUGGUGUUUACAGUGGGAAGGAAAAUUACGUACCAGUUUCUCCUUAAUGGCCAGAAAUGGAAGUUCCAAAUUGAUUUUUAUACAUUGAUGUUUGUGUUUAGCAACCUUCUUUGCUAAACUCUCUUAUUAAUUCUAAUAAGUUAACUGUAAAUUUAAAAAAAGUUUUAUAUACACUAUCAUAUAGUUUGUGAAUAAUGAUCAUUUUAUUUCUUAUUUUAAAUUAUAUUUCUUGCUUACUGCACUAGCUAAGACCUUUAGUAGUGUGUUGGUUAGAAGUUGUGAUGGUGAUCGUCCUUGACUUUUUUCUGAUCCCAAGGGUAAAGCUUUCAGUGUUUCACCAUUAAGUCUGAUGUUUACUUUAGAAUUUCUGUAGAUACUCUUAAUCAGGUUAAAGAGGUUGUCUUUAGUUUGCUAAAGGCUAUU
Loxodonta africana (African savanna elephant) is the source of this 4918-nucleotide messenger RNA. RefSeq names its product zinc finger MYND-type containing 12 (gene ZMYND12). Bases 509 to 1603 code for a protein of 364 amino acids. The record is from RefSeq and is a predicted model, not a curated record. Gene Ontology annotation, molecular function: protein binding. The transcript is spliced from 8 exons. NCBI's taxonomy places the organism in Eukaryota, Metazoa, Chordata, Mammalia, Proboscidea, Elephantidae.